Molecule: messenger RNA, 415 nt
Organism: Closterium sp. NIES-65
Lineage: Eukaryota; Viridiplantae; Streptophyta; Zygnematophyceae; Desmidiales; Closteriaceae
Source: the annotation of a GenBank genome assembly
AGGCGGUGCUGAAGGCUCUGCUGGACGAGUGGGACACGUUCCCUCUCAGCAACUCGUGGGUCACCGGGACCGUGUGCUCACAGAUGCUGGGCAUCGCAUGCACCUCCGAUGGCUUCAUCACCAAACUGGAACUCCUCUACCAGCCUCUGGGGAAGCCCAUUCCCGAUGCGCUGAGCGGCCUGCAGUCCCUCAAGUACCUUGUUCUGUUUGGAUGCCAGCUGACCGGUUUGCUGCCCUCCGCCCUCUUCACGUUGCAAAGCCUCACAUAUAUGGACCUUGGUAUCAACAGCCUCUCCGGCUCUAUUCCAGCUGACAUCAGCAAGCUCAGCAACUUGCAAUCCCUUACUCUGGGAGAAAAUUCUUUUGAGGGCCCACUGCCGACGGAAAUGUCAUCUCUAAAGGAGCUCCAUGCCCU